Molecule: messenger RNA, 885 nt
Organism: Strongyloides ratti
Lineage: Eukaryota; Metazoa; Nematoda; Chromadorea; Rhabditida; Strongyloididae
Exons: 5
Coding region: 1-885 (294 amino acids)
Biological process (GO): cilium assembly
Cellular component (GO): ciliary transition zone
Source: RefSeq, a predicted model, not a curated record
AUGGAACCGCAAAAAAAAAUUGAAGAUAAUUCUUUAAAAGAUAAUAAUUAUGAAGACAAUGUUACAACUGUGGAAAUGAAAAAUAAAAUUGUUGAAAAAAAAAGUGAUUUUUUAAAAAGAAAAUUAAUUUUAAAACCUCGAAAGUCAAUAAAAAAAAUUGGAAAAUUUAAAAAUUGGAAAAAUAAAGAAAAUAAAAACAAUUGUAAUGAGGAAGAAGAAGAAGAUGAACCAAAGAAACAGGAAUAUUAUUUUAUUCAGAAUUUAAAUUCAUUUAGAGAUAUAUCUAAGAAAAUGUUUAAAGAUGUAAACAAUUUCAAUAAUGAUAAUACAAAUGAAUUGGAGAAUCAUAUAUCGUUUUCUUACUUAAUACAAUAUAAAUUUAUUAUUUUUGUACAAUUUAUACAAGGAUUUUUAACCGGUCUUACAACUGCUCAAGCAUUAUCAACAUACUUAUUUUCUUCAUUGGAAACUUUUUUGGAAGGUUAUCAAAUAAUUGCAAUUCCGGCUCAUGCAACAUUUUUUAUUUUAUUUACUUUAUGUACAAUUUUAGCUAUUGAAAAUUUUAAGGAAAAAAAAAAGAAAGUUAUAUCAUUUUUUUAUAAAUUAUUUACAUUUAAAAUUGACUCAUGGGCUAUCUUUAUUUGGUUAUCUGGAUCAAUUAUAAAUUUAUCAUUAUUACGUUUUGAUGAAAAGAUAGGUGUUUUUUCAGUUAAUUUAUUAAAAAAUCAAACUGAUAUUAAUGAAUUAAUGAUAUGGAGAUUGUUGGCAUGUUUUCGAGCAUUUUUAUCAACUAUAGGUUGGUUUCUAACAAUGAAACAGGACAAACAGCAACUUCUGAUACCACUUGUUGAUAAGAAUAGUGAGGAAGAAAAAAGGAAAAUAUAA